Molecule: messenger RNA, 339 nt
Organism: Necator americanus (New World hookworm)
Lineage: Eukaryota; Metazoa; Nematoda; Chromadorea; Rhabditida; Ancylostomatidae
Exons: 1
Coding region: 1-339 (112 amino acids)
Source: RefSeq, a predicted model, not a curated record
AUGCAAUUAGCGCUUCUGGACUUUGAGGCCGCGUUCGACUCUCUUCACCGAAGCCGUCUUCUCCACGCGUUCCGCGCCGAUGGAGUACCAAUAAAGUUCGUUCGCUUGCUUGAUGACAUGAAUCAACGAACAACUGCUGAAGCUCGAACACUUCAACAUGUUGUCAACCUUGUAUCAAAGCUGGCUGCAGCCUGUGGACUACGUCUACGUCCUGAUAAAUGCAAGCAGAUGUGGAUCUCUUCGAGACCUCGAACGGGAAUCAGGGUGGACGGACAACCGAUAGAACUCGUCGAUGAGUUCUGUUACCUGGGUUGUACGCUGAAGAACAACUGCAGCUAG